This is a messenger RNA of Rhinolophus ferrumequinum (greater horseshoe bat), 3592 nucleotides long. It is a transcript of the gene WNT4, whose product is annotated as Wnt family member 4. Gene Ontology annotation, molecular function: cytokine activity; frizzled binding. The record is from RefSeq and is a predicted model, not a curated record. Gene Ontology annotation, cellular component: extracellular region. Gene Ontology annotation, biological process: neuron differentiation; cell fate commitment; canonical Wnt signaling pathway. Lineage: Eukaryota; Metazoa; Chordata; Mammalia; Chiroptera; Rhinolophidae. The coding region runs from base 83 to 1096 and encodes 337 amino acids. The transcript is spliced from 5 exons.
CAGUCACCCCAACUCCAAAUAAGCCUGUGAGAGCCGAUGCUGGUUUGCUCGGCAAACAGCUGGAAGGCCAAGCUGCGACCCCAUGGUUGCUGUCCAGACUUCCACAGGAGUUGCCAGGUACCUGGCCAAGCUGUCCUCGGUGGGAAGCAUCUCGGAGGAGGAGACGUGCGAGAAGCUCAAGGGCCUGAUCCAGAGGCAGGUGCAGAUGUGCAAGCGGAACCUGGAGGUGAUGGACUCAGUGCGCCGCGGCGCCCAGCUGGCCAUCGAGGAGUGCCAGUACCAGUUCCGGAACCGGCGCUGGAACUGUUCCACACUCGACUCCCUGCCUGUCUUCGGCAAAGUGGUGACGCAAGGGACUCGGGAGGCGGCCUUCGUGUACGCCAUCUCUUCAGCAGGUGUGGCCUUUGCGGUGACACGAGCAUGCAGCAGUGGGGAGCUAGAAAAGUGUGGCUGUGACCGGACAGUACACGGGGUCAGCCCACAGGGCUUCCAGUGGUCAGGAUGCUCGGACAAUAUCGCCUACGGAGUGGCCUUCUCACAGUCAUUCGUGGACGUGCGGGAGAGAAGCAAGGGGGCCUCGUCCAGCCGGGCUCUCAUGAACCUCCACAACAACGAGGCCGGCAGGAAGGCCAUCCUGACACACAUGCGGGUGGAAUGCAAGUGCCACGGGGUGUCAGGCUCCUGCGAGGUAAAGACAUGCUGGCGAGCGGUGCCACCCUUCCGUCAGGUGGGCCACGCACUGAAGGAGAAGUUUGACGGCGCCACCGAGGUGGAGCCACGCCGUGUGGGCUCCUCCAGGGCGCUGGUGCCACGCAACGCGCAGUUCAAGCCACACACAGACGAGGACCUGGUGUACUUGGAGCCCAGCCCAGACUUCUGCGAGCAGGACAUACGCAGCGGCGUGCUGGGCACAAGGGGCCGCACGUGCAACAAGACGUCCAAGGCCAUCGACGGCUGCGAGCUGCUGUGCUGUGGCCGUGGCUUCCACACAGCACAGGUGGAGCUGGCUGAGCGCUGCAGCUGCAAAUUCCACUGGUGCUGCUUCGUCAAGUGCCGGCAGUGCCAGCGGCUGGUGGAGCUGCACACGUGCCGGUGACUGCCGCCCCGCCUGCGCCCAGCAACCACCCAGUGGCCCGGGGAAGGCCGAUAAUUUAAACAGUCCCCCACCACCUACCCCAAAAGAUACUGGUUAUAUUUUUUGUUUUGGUUUGGUUUUUGGGUCCUCAUGUUAUUUAUUACUGAAACCAGGCAGGUGACCCCAAGGGCACCAACUAGGGUCUCGCUGACGCCUGGGCCUUCGUGGCUGCCACUGACCAAAGGGACUGUGCUCAUGCUUCUGGCUGUCCACAUGUGGCUGCUGCUGACCACUCCGUUGUUAUCUGUAUCCGUUUUUCUACUUGGAGACUUCAAGUGGGUAACAGGAGUGUUACAGCACCCUGCCUACUGACCCUGCCAGCUAGAGAAGGGGGGGACCGCUGCCAUUUUGAUGGGAGCUGCACCCACACACACACGAACCCCGGCAGCUUCAGCCCGGUAGCCUUGUCUUCUCAAGCCCCCCUGGAAAGGGAACGGGCAGGUGCCAGGUCAAGGGCAAAGGGGGAAUUUCAGCCCUCCAUGAGCAGCUGGAGGUUCAAUUUCUGUGGGACCUUCCGGGCAGGAAGAGCAGGUGAGAUGAAGGCAAGAGAAGGCUAGAGUUCCAGCCCAGAGCCCAGCCUGCCCGGCCGCCCCCUCAUAGAGGGAAAGCCCCCGCUCCCUGGUCCCUCCCGGCCAGGACUACAGGCUAUCAUCCUGGUUCAGAGGGCGCAGCUGGGCCUUUGCCGUGACGCCCCCGUGUGAGUCUCCCCACCGUGCUGCUCCUCCGUGAAACGAAGAAUGGAAAUCACUCGCACACACACUGAGGAAAGGGCUGAGUGAAAAAGCCCUCUCCCAACCGUUACUUCACUCAACCAAAUUUACUGAGCAAAUACUACGUUUUAGGCCCUGUCUGGGGCCAUCUCACUGGGUGAUGGACAAGACAGGGAUGCUUUUGUGCCCAUUUUACAGCAGAGGGGGCCAUGCCAGCCAGGUCGCAGAGCAAGCUAGAUACAGAGGCCCAAGCAGAGCCCUCCAGCCAAGGCUCCUGUACCCAAAGGCCCAGAAACUGCAGGUCUCCUUGAGCCUGAGUCUGGGAAGGGGGCUCUGGCUCGAGGCAGAGGGGCCGUGAGGCAGCUGGAGGCACAGGCGGCAGGCUGAGCUGGAGCCCAUGUGGUUCCUGAGGGCAGAGCAGGCUCUGAGGGCAAGGUGGACAGCUGGAGGCACCCUGGCCCCUGGGUACCAUGGGUACUGGCGUUGGCACCACCAUGGAGGGCCUGGCCCUGCCUACCAGCCAAGCUGUCAGGAGUCCAGCCGGAACGUCUGUGAGCAAGACAAGCACACAGCAAGACCUGGCCUGACCCAACUGCCUCUAGGGUGGGCUCCCAACCCCUGGAGGAACUUGCUGUCAGCCCAGUCUCCAGGCUGCUCCGCACUGGGGCUCUAGGCUCCAAGUUUGAGGUCUUGAGCUCUGGGAUCCCCACUGGAGGUUCUCAGACCCCAAGCUCUUGGCUCCAGGGCUCAGUGUCUGAAUUCAAAAUCCCAGAUUCAGAAUGCAGGCGCCGGCCUGGAGAAGCUCCCCUCCACGCCCUGUGGUGCCUCCUGGUGUCGGCUCCCUCAGGAAGAGAAGGUCAACACCCUUGGCCUCCAGCCAAGCUCUCUGCUCAAUGUCCACCCAAGGAGGCCAAAACCAAGUGAGAUGCUGGAGCCACAUUCAAAUGUGGGGAUAAUCUUGGGGCAGGCAGGCUCUGAUGUGGAUGAAAGCUGAGCCGACUAAGUGUCCCCGCAGCUGCCCAGCUGGGCUCACUGCUCCUCUGGCGGGCUCUGUUCAGCUGUCUGCUCAGAGCCAGCGGAAGUACUAUCCCUCACUGGCACGGCUAGACCCAGACAAAGGAAGCAGUGGACACCCCUCUCCCUCCAGAGACAGGGCUGAGCCACUCUCUCCCACCUUCAAGUCCUGUCCCCAGAGCCAGGGGAAUAGUAGAUCCAGGCUGAAGGGUGGUUUUAAGGACACUGCCCUCAGGAAGAGGUGAGAGGGUCUUGUGCUCAUUCGUGGGCUUCACCUUUCCGCCUGCCGGGGGGCACCUCAAAGCCGAUCCUCCUGGGUUCUCAAGGGUAUAACCUCGGUGAAGCAGACUAGGCUCUCGGCACCUCUGCCCAGCCCUACCACCACCGCCCCCAGCACAAAGGCAAAAGGGACCCACAGCCGCGGGAAAAUGGGGCUUCCUUGUACACAUCCUUCUCCAAACUGUCCCUAAGAAAGAGGAAGAACCAGUCCAGGCCCGACUUAGCCCACCCACUCUGGAAGCGGGCCGGGGGUCCAAGUCCUGCCCCAAACCGUCUCCCACUAGGCUCGCCCCAGGCAAAGGUGACAUCUGUCCUCCGAGGCCUUGGGCUGGAGAAGCCCCAGCUCUGGAUGCUGCUGCCCCCUCUGCUGCCUCACCCCAUCCUCCAGUUUUUAUACUAGGCUCCUUGCCAUUGUGACAUCCCCACGAAAUAGUCUGAUGCACAAUAAAAUGAU